Molecule: messenger RNA, 7011 nt
Organism: Capra hircus (goat)
Lineage: Eukaryota; Metazoa; Chordata; Mammalia; Artiodactyla; Bovidae
Gene: IL6ST
Product: interleukin 6 signal transducer
Exons: 16
Coding region: 228-2984 (918 amino acids)
Biological process (GO): cytokine-mediated signaling pathway
Cellular component (GO): membrane; signaling receptor complex; external side of plasma membrane
Molecular function (GO): cytokine binding; cytokine receptor activity
Source: RefSeq, a predicted model, not a curated record
GGGAGGAGGGACGCGUGCCGCGUCUGCUGGAAGGUCCCGGGAGCUAGCCGGAGCUGAGGCAAGGAGCCGACAGGCCCGCGGAGCCGCGCGGGGAAGGCCCGGGCGCAGCUGAGCUUGGGGCCGCGGCUGCUGGCCGACGGAGUCGGCCGGGCCAGGCGCCGAGUGGGACGUGCUCUGUGGAGACGCGGAGGAGCGAGUCACCGCGGCCUGAGAAAUAUCUAUGCAAGAUGUUCACAUUGCAAACUUGGAUAGUGCAAGCCUUGUUUAUUUUCCUCACCACUGAAUCUAUAGGUGAACUUAUAGUUCCAUGUGCUCAUAUCCACCCUGAAUCUUCAGUUGUACAACUUGGUUCGAAUUUCACGGCAGUUUGUGUGCUAAAAGAAAAAUGUAUGAAUGAUUAUCAUGUGACUGCUAAUGAAAUUUUCUGGAAAACAGGCCGUGUUACUGUUCCUUAUGAACAAUAUGCUGUCAUAAACAGAACAGCAUCUAGUGUCACAUUUCCAAAUAUAACUUUAAUAAAUGCUCUGCUCACUUGCAACAUUCGUAUGUUUGGACAGAUUAAUCGGAGUGUUUAUGGAAUCAGAAUCAUUUCAGGCUUGCCUCCUGAAAAACCUAAAAAUUUGAGUUGCAUUGUGAAUGAAGGAAAGAAAAUGAUGUGUCAGUGGGAUCCUGGAAGGGAAACACACCUGGAAACAAACUACACUUUAAAAUCUGAGUGGGCAACAGAGAAGUUUGAUGAUUGUAAAGCAAAACGUGAUACCCCCACCUCAUGCACUGUUGAUUAUCCUCCUGUGUAUUUUGUCAACAUUGAAGUCUGGGUAGAAGCAGAGAAUGCCCUUGGGAAGGUUGCCUCAGAUCAUAUCAAUUUUGAUCCUAUAGAUAAAGUGAAGCUCAAUCCACCACAUAUUUUAUCAGUCAACAGCUCAAAGGAACUGUCUAGUAUUUUAAAGUUGACAUGGACUGACUCACGUUUUAAGAGUUUUAUAACUCUGAAAUAUGACAUUCAAUAUAGGACCAAAGAUGCCUCAACUUGGAACCAGGUUCCUCCUGAAGAUACAUCAUCUACCCGAUCUUCAUUCACCGUUCAGGACCUUAAACCUUUUACAGAAUAUGUGUUUAGGAUUCGUUGUAUGAAGGAAGAUGGUAAAGGAUAUUGGAGUGACUGGAGUGAAGAAGCAAGUGGUAUCACAUAUGAAGAUAGACCAUCCAAGGCACCAAGUUUCUGGUAUAAGAUAGAGCCAUCUCAUGCUCAUGGCACUAGAUCUGUACAACUCAAAUGGAAGACAUUGCCUCCUUUUGAAGCUAAUGGAAAAAUUUUGGAUUAUGAAGUGACUCUCACAAAAUGGAAAUCACAUUCACAAAAUUACACAGUUAAAGACACAAAACUGACAGUAAACCUCACAAAUGAUCGCUAUGUAGCAACUCUGACAGCAAGAAAUCUUGUUGGCAAAUCAGAUGCGUCUGUUUUAACUAUCCCUGCCUGGGAUUUUCAAGCUACUCACCCGGUAACCAAUCUUAAAGCAUUUCCCAAAGAUAACGUGCUUUGGGUAGAAUGGACUGCUCCAGAUGAAUCUGUAAACAGAUACAUACUUGAGUGGUGUGUGUUAUCUGAUAAAUUGCCCUGUAUCCCAGAAUGGCAACAAGAAGAUGGUACUGUACAUCGCACCUAUUUAAGAGGAAACCUAGUAGAGAAGAAAUGUUACUUGAUAACAGUUACUCCAGUAUAUGAUGAUGGACCAGGAAGCCCCGAGCAUAUAAAGGCAUACCUUAAACAAGCUGCACCUUCCAAAGGACCUACUGUUCGGACAAAAAAAGUGGGGAAAAAUGAAGCUGUCUUAGAGUGGGACCACCUUCCUAUUGAUGCUCAGAAUGGAUUUAUCAGAAAUUAUACUAUAUUUUAUAGAACCGUCAUUGGAAAUGAAAUCGCUGUGAAUGUGGAUUCUUCCCACACAGAAUAUACACUGUCCUCUUUGACUAGUGACACUUUGUACAUGGUACGAAUGGCAGCAUACACAGAUGAAGGUGGAAAGGAUGGUCCAGAAUUCACUUUUACUACACCAAAGUUUGCUCAAGGAGAAAUUGAAGCUAUUGUUGUACCUGUUUGCUUAGCCUUCCUAUUGACAACCCUUUUGGGAGUUUUAUUCUGCUUUAAUAAGCGAGACCUAAUUAAAAAACACAUCUGGCCUAAUGUUCCAGAUCCUUCAAAGAGUCAUAUUGCCCAGUGGUCACCUCACACACCUCCAAGGCAUUUUAAUUCAAAAGAUCAAAUGUAUCCAGAUGGCAAUUUCACUGAUGUAAGUGUUGUGGAAAUAGAAGCAAAUGACAAAAAGCCUUUCCCAGAUGAUCUAAAAUCUUUGGACCUAUUCAAGAAAGAAAAAGUUAAUACUGAAGGACACAGUAGUGGUAUUGGAGGGUCUUCGUGCAUGUCAUCUUCUAGGCCAAGCAUUUCUAGCAGUGAUGAAAAUGAAUCUGCACAGAACACUUCAAGCACUGUCCAGUAUUCCACAGUGGUACACAGUGGCUAUAGACACCAGGUACCAUCAGUCCAAGUCUUCUCAAGAUCUGAGUCCACCCAGCCCUUGUUGGAUUCCGAAGAACGGCCAGAAGAUUUACAGCUGGUAGAUAAUGUAGAUGGCAGUGAUGGCAUUCUGCCCAGGCAGCGGUAUUUCAAACAAAACUGCAGUCAACAUGAAACCAGUCCAGAUAUUUCGCAUUUUGAAAGGUCACAGCAAGUUUCCUCAGUCAAUGAAGAAGAUUUUGUUAGACUUAAACAGCAGCAGAUUUCAGAUCAUAUUUCACAGCCCUAUGGAUCUGGGAAAAUGAAAAUGUUUCAGGAAGUUCCUGCAGUGGAUGCUUUUGGUCCAGGCAUUGAGGGACAAGUAGAGAGAUUUGAAACAGUUGGGAUGGAGGCUGCAGUUGAUGAAGGAAUGCCUAAAAGUUACUUACCACAGACUGUGAGACGAGGUGGCUACAUGCCUCAGUGAAAGACCAGCUCCUGUUACAUCUUCGGAAAUACCUGUAAAGUAAAGCUAAAAAUACUUUAUCUGUGAUUUCAGAUCUUCACUCGCUGAAGAUGAUCAUUUGCCCUUAAGGACAAGAAUGUACUGUCCUGCCACUUGGGCUUUUUCCAUCCCAGUAUAUCUGGGAUUCAACUUUAAGCACUACAUAAACUGACUUCAUCCUCUGAAUAGCUGAAUGACUUUGUGCUGUUUCAGGAUGUUUGCACUGAAGAAAAACAAAGCUUAUCUAAAAUUUAUAAAGUGAAACUUUUUGUUUUGCUAUCUAGAAAACAGAGGGUAUUUAAGUUAAAGCUAGUCAUAAACAGCUAUACUGAUUUUAAUGAGAAUAGUCAUUGAAUAUCAAAUCUUAGGGAGAGAAUUAACAAAAAUUAGAGGAGCAAGGUCUUAGACCCUCUACUUUAGCUGACAACAUAAUUUAAAAAGAAUCCAGAUGAUACAACUAAUAUGAGCCCAGCUUUUGUUGUCUGCCAGAAAAAAUUUGGGUCAUUUAUAAUCAUACCAACAUGUAAGAUAUUAAUCCUUUUCCAUUGGUAGUGACUCUGCCAGUUGCUGGAGAAAAGGAAUUCUGUUUUAACACAGCAAAAUAAAAAUAUUAAUUUUUAAUAUUAGACAAUCAAUAAUUAAGUAAAUUUUCAAACGUUUGCUUUCUAUUGUUAUUGACAGCCUUUGAAGAUACAGUUCACAAACUCAGCAGAGUGUCCGGAUAAGAGCUAGGAAUGAAUAUGACAAACUAUCUCAAACAUUCUAUACCUAUAUAUAAACUUUAUUGACCUUUCUUUUUAAGACAUCAGAGAAUUUGGUUGAUUAAGCACUUUAUACAAUAUAUCUUCACCUUAAAAUGUGUUUUGACUUAAUACUCUGUUUUUCAGUAGGCCAAGAUAGAGUUUGGUUUUUUUUUUUUCCUAGUAGGUAUCUGAAGCAGACUAGUAAGUUAUAGGACUUGGGCGAUACUCACCAAAACAAAACACCACCCCCAAAAUGUACAUAUUGGUCUUAAUAAGUAUCACAGUUAGCAAAUAUCCUUAUUGUAGAGGCACUUAAUGAAGAGAAUGUCUGCCAGUCCUGAGGUAGGUGGAACUUAGUUCUACAUGAUAAUUAGGAAUAUUUUAAACCUCUUCCCACAUGUUCUCUUCUUCAGGGGGAAAGUGAGUUGAGCCUCCAGAGUUUAGUGCUAAACUCACUUUCACAUUCACGUUAUCCUCUACCCACCACCUUGACAAGGAGGCAGGGCUAAAGCCAGGGGCUGAGUAAGAAGAAAUCGAUCAUGUAUUGACUACUGCUAUCAAGUAAGUUUGUCUCUCUGCCAUAUUUAAGAUACAAAAGCCAGGGCAACUUAAAAUAUUUGCAGAGGUUAUUGAAGAAUAAAAGGUUGAGAAAAUUUAGUGCACAUUUACAGUUGAGAUGUAAGUCUGCUCACUGCUCUCUCAUCAGUACUGUUCACAGUAGAUUUCCUGUUGCGCUUUCUCCUUUGUAUUCUUGCCUAACAAGUCGGAGUUCUUUCACAUGUGUGGGCUUUGUGAGACAGAGCAGAUGCUGUGUUCUGAUAUGUCCAGUUCUUUACGCAAAACCAGCGUGAGACUGGCAGACUGGCAGAAUCAUGAGGAAAAGUAGGGACAGACCCCAGACUCACACUCUACAAAGUUAGCACCACCACCAUUUAAACUGGCCAUCAAAGGCUGGUCCAUAUCAGGAAAGGAUUGGUCUUGCUAAAUGUCAGCAAAUUUAUAUCUACUACAUUUUUUUCAUUUCUCAAAAUAAGUGGUCGUGUUGUUAUAACCAUGUUUAGCUCUGACCUUCCUCCUAACAAAUAGCAGUGUCGUGAAGAACAUUUUAGUGUAAUGAUCAUACAUGGGGGGAGGGAAAUUAUAAAAUGUGAACUCACGAUCUGAAGGAAUGAGAACAAACAGUUAUUUAAGAAAGGACAUCAUUAUAAGUAGAUUUGUAUGUUGAAACUUAACAUACAACAUGGUGCAGUGAGUGAAUGCCCUCUAACCACCAAAGCACUUUAGGCAUAUUAAGUGGAUGUUUGGAUACUGUGCAAAAAUUCAAUCAGGAAAUAUUUAUAUACAUCUUUGCCCCAAAAGAGAAAAGCAGUCACGAAACUUAUGAAAAUUACUUUCAUAAGGCAUGUCGUAGAAUAAUCUGUUUUGAUACAUGUGAAUUAUACUUUAGGUCGGCAGAGAAAUUAGGCUCAUUUAUGUGAAAAUUAGACUAUGUUUAAGAUAGUGGGUUUAUUACUCGUUAAAUAUCUAGUAUCCAAAAAUUUGAUGCAGUUACCCUCUUGUAAGAUUGAAAAUAAUAAUCAAGCAUAUGUUACAUUUGUUGUUACUGUAAUUUGAUUAUUCAUUACUGGUGUCUUUGAUACCUUACCCUCAUCCUUCAUAAAAGCACGAUGCUAAAUAACUCAUGAAAAACUAUCAGACUUCAAACCUACUAAAACCUUACAGUUUAAUCCUUUUUUUAACAUGGAUCAUUCAUCGCUGGGGAAUAUACCCAACACAUGAGUGGAAACAAGGGAGAAGGCAGAGUCAUUCACGUGUGUUGUGUUCAUGUGUUCUUCACCUAGUUGUUUAACUUCAGCCUUUUUCUUUGAUGAGAGAUUUUUUUUUAACAUAUGAAGUCAUCCAGUGACCCUAGUUUAUUGUGAAAACAUUUAUCUAUGAAAAUUCACAUUUAAAGUGGAACAUCUAAAAUCGCUCUAUAAAUAUCAAGUUUUAAAAAGAUGUCUUUUUUCUGCUCACAUAAGUAGUUAAAUAAUCAUGACAUAAAUUUAGAAGUAGAUAAUUAUAUAGUAUCAUUCCCUAAAAUAUUUCUGUUAACUGGCAUGUAUUGACUAUACAUCAAGUAGGAAAGCUCUUCCUCUAUUCCAUUAUAUUCCACACCAAUCUCUUCCUCUGGUGUCAAGAACAAAUUAUAUACCUUAUACUUCUGUUUGUUGAAAUGGGUAAAAUGUCAACAUAAUAAGCUACAUAAAACUUAAAAGUUCAAUUGUUUAAAAAUACUGGGAUAACUUUGUUGUAGGCUAUAUUCAAUUCUGUUGCCCUCUAAGAUUACUUUUAAAUUUUUUUUGCACUUUUUUUGUAAACUAAAAGAAUAUGAAGCCAUACAAUGGCAAGAUAUUUAGGUUUAAGAAAUUUUAAACCAGCAAACUUAACAGCCUAGUUCUUUAGACUGGUCCUUGAUAGCAGUUCCUUUCAGGCUAUUUAUAAGCAGAAUUUAGAUGCAAGUCAAAACUUUCCAAAUCCAAAUACUGAUCUUUGGAGUCAGUCUAUUCUUUUUUCAUUGUAUAGUCUACUUGUACAUGUAUUCACAUGAUAUUCUAAUAUACAUUGCAUUAAAAAUGAAAAGGUGGCUCUGGAUGAGCUCUUUUGUUACAUAUUUGUUCCUAAAUUUUUAAAGGCUUUUUGUAGUUAAAGCAGGUUAGUUUAACUUAAUUACCCAGUUCUUUUUUACACUUGAUAGAUCAUGAUGAAAGUGCAUUUGAGGCCAAUGGCGGUAGAUCUUACAGACCUUUUAUCCCUUAAACAUAAGCUUUGACAAUGAUAACUACAUAUUUCAAAUGCUAUUACAUGAAUAUCAAAAUGUGAUAUGUCAGAAAUAAAGGGAUAAUUUAAAGGUGGAUAUUUGAAAUUUCUUUAGUCUUAGUAUAUAUGUAUGUUGAAUAGUAUACUCUAAAAAUAAGUGUGCAAUUUGCUAGUUCUGCAAUACAGUGGUUAGCAUUAGGUAUGUCUCCUCUUUAUACCCUGGCUGUGUCCCAUUUAAUUAUAAGUGCAAUCCUUUCAAGUUCACUUGCCCUUUGACUUUGACCUACUCUUACUUCAUAUAGAAGGCUUGUCUAGAAAGAGUAGUGUGUAUUUUUACUUUUGCAGAAUGAAUUGCAUGUGCAUAUCGUAACUACAGCUAUUGUUUUUAUGUUGACAUAACUAAAUGUUCUCUUAUAUAUCAGCUCUAAUCCUUUAAGUAAAUGUAAUAAAUUCUUACUCAAAUUUUU